Messenger RNA from Peniophora sp. CBMAI 1063, 1896 nucleotides. Lineage: Eukaryota; Fungi; Basidiomycota; Agaricomycetes; Russulales; Peniophoraceae. The record is from the annotation of a GenBank genome assembly.
AUGAACCGGCGCUCUCGACGUGGUGCGCUCAUUGCGGCACUCGUCCUUGUGGGAGGCGCGACGUUGUUAUGGUCGGGGCUCGACGGACCACCAUCGUUCUAUCCGGAUGAAACCCUCAUCGAGCACCAGCACGAACGACCGCCAGUCGGGCUCAAGGCCGGGCCAGCGCGCUAUGAGCAAGUCAACUACCACGACGGCACAUGGGACGAGUUCGACCUCAAUCCCCCACUUCCCCCGGACAUGCUACCCCCACUAGCGUCGAAGACAAAAUGGGGCAUGGACUCAGACCGCGUCGUCGUACAACCGCCACCACCUGACUCCGCACAACCCCACGAAAGCCUACCAGGCGUAGCAGACGAUACCCUCGAGUCCCCCAAUCUACCCGCGACACCUCCCUCAUCCCAUCCGCUCGACUCCAUCCCUCCCUUCGAAAACGACGACCCCCUUCCAUCCUUCGAAGGCGCACCCAACCUCUCUACUCCUGCACCACGCAUAACCUUUAUCGUCAUCUGGUCCCCGCGGCUAGACACGACCGACGCCUACCUUCCCAACUUCUUCGCGUCCAUCGGCGCGAACCCAUCCAUCGAACUCCUACUUAUCAAGAUCGACAAGUACGGCCUCAAAGACGGCGGAUGCGAGAUUCAGCAUGCGGCUGGGAUACCCAAUGUAAGGGAGGUAUGUCUGGGAAUGGAGGAGUAUCUCGCGUUCCAUGUGGCGUACCUGUGCGAUGUGUGGGGUUGCGAUGAUCGUGAGAGGGAGACGGUCAAGAGGCUGGUGGAUGAGCGCGCGGAGGGGGAUCAGUACAACUCGGCGUACAGGCCAUUCCGCGCCGAGGUGUUCAAGAAGUGGAUGCGGCCUGACGUGCACUUAUGGGGCUGGUGUGAUCUUGACAUGAUGAUGGGCAACGUCGAGCGCACGUUCCCGUGGGAUCUUGCAUCCGACUUUGAUGUCUACGUCGGUGCGGCUCCAUCUGAGCGGUCAAAGGUGCAUAUGUUCAUGCCCGGACAUAUGGUCGUCUUCCGCAAGAGCCCCGAAGUCGCACGCGCCUUCUUCGCGCUACCCGAGAUCCAGAACGUCCAUAACUUCGAGACUAUGCCCUGGAUCAUUCGUCCGAACUGGGCCGGAUGCGAGGAAGCCGAGUACUCGUACACGCUGUUCAUGCUCACGGACCUCACAUUCCUUCGCUUCGACGCCAUGGUCAACGCAUGGCACCACCUCUCCACCCUCAAUGGCGUCUACGGCAUCGAGCUUGCGCACUGGAUGCCUCAUUCUCUCCUUUCCGGCCCUCCUGAAUCCGAUGACCUUCUCACGACCGACGGCGCAUUCACGCAUCCAGCCGGUCGCGCCGUAGUCAACUCUGUUCUGCGCGACCGCGAGGAGAACGCUCCGAGAAGAGGGAAUGGAGUGGGUGAGAGGAAGACGUUCAGUGAUAAAGGCCAGGAGAUGGAAGUGCAGCUGAGGAGCGAUCCGGAGAUCUUGAGUGAUUUCAUCGUAUGGUUCGAUGAGAAGUACGCGGUGUUGUACGAGAGUCCGCUCGGGCACCGGUGGGAUAACAACGGGCAGCAAGCCAACAGGUACGCGAUGCGUCGUACGCGUGGUGGACCUGUCGUCGAGCGCUUCGAGCCGGUCGACUAUACACUUAUCCCCGCAACGAUCCCACACGAAGGAUGGGUGUACAGCCAAGGCAACCGCCCGUGGAUCCGCGAGUUGAUGUACAACCACUAUCAAGGCGAGAAGUACGCAUCGUGGUACGCUCUCCCGGAGAAGCCGCUCGCACAGGGAGACGUGCUGUACACGGCGAAGGACUCUGGCGCGUUCGUGUGGGACAAGGAGGGAAAGAUGCUGUUCCAAACUGGGGAAGCGAUGGUGAAGGAGCCGUCGCUGGAGGUGAGGUAG